GACUAGCGACCCCCUCUGUGUGUGCAUGUGUGUGUCUCACUUCUCAGGGGCUUUGUUGUUAUAGUGGAAGCUCAGCUAUGGUCAGCGUCUUCUCGCCGGCUAAAACGAAUAGUUUUUAAAUGUCCACCUUUCUUGCGAGGGAGACACAACCGUAGACCUCGCUGUCCUCUUCGUGAGGACAAAAGAGAAAAGAGAAGCUGCGAGGACAAGAGUGCUCGGCGAGGAAGAUAAACCUGAGAUCCAGCGAUGGUCUGCUCCACACGCCGCGCUAUGUGGCUUCAGCGAGAACCUUCACUUCACCCAGGAAGUCUCUGACAGUUCAGGCCGACCUCUGACCUUCUCCUGUUGUGAUGGAGAAUCGCAGCACGCUGUCAGUUAUCGUGGCCUUGCUCGGAAUGCUAAGCCAAUGUCUGACACAUCUAACUCCGAGAAUCACCUUCUCCAUAGGUAGCCCCGGGAGACACUUAACCCGCUUUAGUAACCACGAUGUCGGAAACACUACCACACUGCUGCUCAGCGAAGCUGGAGACAUGCUGUAUGUUGGAGCGCGGGAUGCUGUGCUAGCUUUGGAUGUUAGCCACGAGGAUGUCAUCACCCUAAGGAACAAGCUGGACUGGAGCCCUUCAGACAAAGACUUGGAACAAUGUUCCAUGAAAGGCAAGAACAUAGCCGACUGUCCAAACUUCAUCCGUGUGCUGCAGUUCCUGAACUCCUCCCACAUCUACGCCUGUGGAACGUUUGCCUUUAGUCCACGCUGCACCUAUGUGAACUCGGAGUCUUUAACAAUGAGCAUGAAGCCUGAUGAGGGCAGAGGUCGUUGCCCUUAUGACCCCUACCAGCGCAAUACUGCCAUUAUUGUUGAUGGGGAGCUUUAUACCGGUACAGUGGCAGACUACAGAGGGAAUAGACCCGUCAUCUCCCGGCACCUCAGUGAAAGCAGGCGUGUUGAUCUGAAGUUGGACGAUACAUUAGGAUGGCUGGAAGAUCCAACCUUCAUCAGUUCCAGUUACAUUCCUGAUGAGGAGAAGAUCUACUUCUUCUUCAGUGAAGUGGGCAGAGAGUAUGACUUCAUAGACAAGUUUAUCGUGUCUCGGGUUUCCCAGAUCUGCAUGAGUGAUGUUGGCGGUCAACGCACCCUGCAGCGACGUUGGACGACCUUUGCCAAAGCACAGCUGCUGUGCCAGGCUGAUAAUGAGCUUCCUUACAAUGUGUUACAAGAUAUCGACACCCUGCCGCCAGCAGAGGGAGUGCCUGCAGAUGAGACAUUGUUUUAUGGCAUCUUCACCUCACAGUGGUCUGUUAACUCAGGGCACUCAGCAGUCUGUUCCUUCCGCCUGAGCGACAUCAGAGCGGUUUUCUCUGGGAACUACAAGGUCCUGAACCGGGACACCUUACAGUGGAGCACACGUGUUCAGGAGAAGGUUGCAAAUCCAGGAGAGUGUGGACUGCACAAUGCUUCUGAUAACGCCCUGCGCUUUAUCAAAGAGAACUUCCUGGCAGACGACAGCGUCAGGCCCAUUGACAGGCAUUUGACCAUGGUGUCUACCGGCUACAAGUACAGUCAUCUGACAGCUCAGAGAGUCCAGGCUGCCAACAACAAAAACUACACCGUUCUCUUUCUACUCACAGAGUCUGGUUACCUCCACAAAGCAGUGGUGCUGCAGAGCGGGGCCCACAUCGUUGAAGAGGUCCAGGUGUUUGAGCAGCCUCAGCCCGUCAAAAGCCUGAAGUUGUCUAUACCCAAGGGUAUGAUCUAUGUGGGCACAUCGGAAGGCGUGAUGAGGGUCCCAACAGCAAACUGCUCUUUUUAUUGGACCUGUGCUCAGUGCGUCCUGGCCCGAGACCCCUUCUGUGGCUGGGACACUGUCAGCAGGACAUGCGUUGAGACCUCCAACACUCAGAUCAGUCUAGCGCAAGACGUAGACACAGGAAACGUCAAAGAAACGUGCGACCGUGGUACAUUCACAAACAGAGUCAGGUUUGAUCCCAACGAAGUGUCUGCAGGUGAGUUAGUGUCAGUGGCUCUGAACGAGGUGGUGCGGCUACGGUGUCCUGCGGCUUCCCAUCUGUCCCAGCAGCUGUGGGAGCGUCCCAACAGUCAACUGUCCUCAGACCUGUACUUGCACCUGGGGGACGGGGGCCUGAGCUUUGUGGCAACGCCCGCCACUCUCGGCCACUACCUCUGCCUUUCCAUUGAGAACGGCUACCAGCAAACUAUGGCCAUCUAUCACGUCAAACAGAAGAGUGGCCCGCUUGUCCAAACUACCAGCAGCUACACGGCUCUUCAGACGCUAACCGCAGCCAAAACACAGGCAGCGCCAAGUCCUAGUCCUGGCCUGCACUCCUUUGAGUUUUGGCCUUUACUAAAAAAAACAAUGCAAGGAGACAUUGAGCCAACCGUGUCCAGUAUGGACACCACACCUGUUCCCACGCAGCGAGGCUUGAACUUGACCGUUUGGACCCCGGAACCUGGGCAGACGGAGACAGACUUUGUCGGAGGAGAGCUGCUGCACUCGGCCCGAGAGCCCUGUUAUCUCAAAGAGCUGGUGGUCGUGUCUGUGCUGCUGGUGCUCUGCAUCAGUCUGACCAUCACGAUGUUCCUGUACGUGGUCAGACUGCACUGCCGCAGCCGAACGGUUCCUCACACAGCUACCCCAAGCAGAAACUCAGACAGAAGAACUCCCGUGGAGCACGAGGCCCCGAGGAGGAACCAGCUGUUUAAUAAAAGCAACAGACACAGUCCGCACAGUGGACAGGCCUGUGGGUCGGGCUGCAACGGAGCACUGACGGAAGGUAACGGACAUUUGCCGAACACGCCCAUCUGACCCGUCUCCCACUCUUGAAGUGCUACAGAUCGGCCCAGGGCUGAAACUUUCUGUGGAACAUACUGUAAAUGUUCUGAAUGUUUGACUGAUUAGAUCUGGUCAAAUACAGACGAGUGUGUGGGUAUUUUAUAGACUAGCCCGUGGUUGAUGCUUCUGUGACUGCAACAGUUUGGUGUCUUUUAUUUUUUUAAUGGAAUCACAUUCGUUCCACUGAAAUGAACCAGAGCGGAGGAUCAGAAUUAAAGAAAAAAAGAGUUUUUGCGUUUCGUUAUGUUGAUAAUGACACGUUUUCUGCAUCAGUAUUCUUAAACCGAACAAGCGCCCCCUGCUGCUGUCUAAACAGUUGCGAAGCUUUUAUUUAUUAAAUGGCUGCGGGAUCAUCAAAACA
Molecule: messenger RNA, 3213 nt
Organism: Cynoglossus semilaevis (tongue sole)
Lineage: Eukaryota; Metazoa; Chordata; Actinopteri; Pleuronectiformes; Cynoglossidae
Gene: sema4ab
Product: sema domain, immunoglobulin domain (Ig), transmembrane domain (TM) and short cytoplasmic domain, (semaphorin) 4Ab
Exons: 15
Coding region: 351-2825 (824 amino acids)
Biological process (GO): negative chemotaxis; neural crest cell migration; positive regulation of cell migration
Cellular component (GO): plasma membrane
Molecular function (GO): chemorepellent activity; semaphorin receptor binding
Source: RefSeq, a predicted model, not a curated record